Daphnia pulex (common water flea) is the source of this 761-nucleotide messenger RNA. RefSeq names its product superoxide dismutase [Cu-Zn]-like. Gene Ontology annotation, biological process: removal of superoxide radicals. Gene Ontology annotation, molecular function: copper ion binding; superoxide dismutase activity. The transcript is spliced from 2 exons. The record is from RefSeq and is a predicted model, not a curated record. NCBI's taxonomy places the organism in Eukaryota, Metazoa, Arthropoda, Branchiopoda, Diplostraca, Daphniidae. Bases 107 to 637 code for a protein of 176 amino acids.
AUCGAGAGCGGGAAAGUGUGUACCUGUACCCCUAGUGACUAUAUAUAAAGGGCAGGUCCUCCAUUCUCCCGUCAGUCUUUCUCCUGUGCCCAAUUCGUCAACAAGAAUGAAAUUCUUCGCUUCGAUUGCUUUGUUGGUCUUGAUGACAUCCUCGUGCUGGGCGCAGGAACUAAAUGCCCGCGUCUUUCUGGCCGGAAAGUCACCUGUUAGCGGUUCACUGAAUUUGACGGAAUCAGCGGCCGCUGGCGGAGUCCGAAUCAUCGGCCGGGUGACGGGAUUGACUCCCGGCAAUCACGGCUUCCACGUCCACCAGUUUGGCGACGUCUUCACCAACGGAUGCGACUCUACCGGCCCGCACUACAACCCCCGCAAGGCCCUUCACGGUGCGCCGCACGACAACGCCGAUCAGCGUCACGCCGGCGAUUUGGGCAACAUCGUCGCUGACGCCAAAGGAGUUGCGCUCAUCAAUCUGGUCGACACUGUCGUUUCGCUGAGCGGGCCCGAGUCGAUCCUCGGACGGGCUUUUGUCGUUCACGCAGCUGAAGACGAUCUCGGCCGCGUAGAAAAUGAAGGCAGCACCAAGACGGGCAACGCUGGCGCUCGACUCGCUUGCGGAAUUAUCGCCAUCGUUCCGUAAUUUCAUUUUCUGUGUUUUCUCCAUUCAUUUUUUUAAAUUUUUCAAAAUGUUUUUAUUACGGUUUUUAAAUCUUAUUUUUCAAAAUCGCCUGAAUGAGUCAAAUAAAUCGCGUGAUCGGAUCCUG